GUGUUCGGGUUACUUAUAUCCGGCUUGGAAAGCGAGGCAAGGGGGCGCUGACCUUCUGCGCAGGCGCGGCCUGGGGUCCACGCGCGGCAGUAUGUCUGCUCGGCACGUCUCGCGUGUCCGGGCCUUGUAUCGGCGUAUUUUGCUGCUGCACCGGGUUCUGCCCCCAGACCUCAAAGACCUUGGCGACCGGUACGUGAAGGACGAAUUUAGGAGACACAAGACCGCUGGUUCUAAAGAGGCCGAACGAUUCCUGCAGGAAUGGGAGGCAUAUGCAGCAGUGCUGUGGCAACAAGCUAAGGAAAGCAGACAAAAUUCAACUGAAAAAGCGUGUUUUGGAAUCUCCCUACCAGAAGAAAAACUUAAUGACUUUCGUGAUGAACAGAUUGGACAGUUGCAGGAACUGAUGCAAGAAGCCACUAAACCCAACAGGCAAUUUAAUAUUACUGAGUCUAGGGAACCGAAGCUUUAGUCUAUAUAAUACAGUUUCAAAAAGCAUUUCCAGUUCAGAGCCCUUUAACUAAUUUGUUUUUAAAAUUUGUUUCUUAAGCUUUUAGGUUUUGAGAAUGCCUGGUGUUAAUGAAAUAUUCUUUUAUUUGGGGUAUUUUGAAUGUUGUAAUAUACAGAUCAGGAUCAUGAGUGGAUGAAACUGCAUUUAUUGAAGUAGUAACAGUUGCUGGGUAGGAUUUGUGUUUUGGACUACAUAAGAAAGAAUGGUUGUAAACUGGACAAGCUUGUGAAAUUUUCCCCCAAAUUUUAUAUGUAAAUUUGUUUUAAUGCUAUUCAUGUUUAAGCAUUAAUCUUGUGGCUCUAGCUGUAUCAGAUAAGUAUAUCAUGAUAGAUACAGAAUUCCAAGGUCAUUAUUUAAUUCCUAUUUGCAUGGAAUACCUUUUUCUAUCCUCUCACUUUCAGUAUCCCUAGAUCUGAAGUGGGUCUCUUAUAAACAGCAUUUAUAGGGA
Molecule: messenger RNA, 956 nt
Organism: Bubalus bubalis (water buffalo)
Lineage: Eukaryota; Metazoa; Chordata; Mammalia; Artiodactyla; Bovidae
Gene: SDHAF3
Product: succinate dehydrogenase complex assembly factor 3
Exons: 2
Coding region: 92-469 (125 amino acids)
Biological process (GO): succinate metabolic process; mitochondrial respiratory chain complex II assembly
Cellular component (GO): mitochondrial intermembrane space; mitochondrion
Source: RefSeq, a predicted model, not a curated record